Phoenix dactylifera (date palm) is the source of this 2328-nucleotide messenger RNA. Lineage: Eukaryota; Viridiplantae; Streptophyta; Magnoliopsida; Arecales; Arecaceae. The record is from RefSeq and is a predicted model, not a curated record.
UUUAAUGGAGGCAAAACAUGGUGACGAAUUGAGUAAUAAAUAUUUACACUAUGAAGCUCCUCUAGGCUACAGCAUUGAAGAUAUUCGUCCCCACGGUGGCAUCAAGAGGUUCAGAUCUGCUGCAUAUUCCAACUGUGCUCGGAAGCCCUCGAUGGCCUUGCCCAUCUCUGCACCAGGAUUUGAGGGCUGUGAAAAGCGACUUGAAAUCUCAUUCUUCGAGCCAUCCAUCUUUGCUGACCCUGGUGGAAAUGGCCUUCAAUCUCUCUCCAGAGCCCAAAUUGAUGGUAUACUGAAACCGGCAGAAUGCAGGAUAGUGGCAUCACUGUCAAACAAAAUUGUUGACUCCUAUGUUCUAUCAGAGUCCAGUCUCUUCAUAUACUCUUACAAGAUUAUCAUUAAGACCUGUGGCACCACAAAGCUGCUCUCGUCGGUCCCUCCCAUUCUUGAGCUAGCCAAAGAGUUAUCACUCUCAGUAAAAUCUGUGAGAUACACCCAUGGGAGCUUCAAAUUUCCACAAGCCCAGCCGUUCCCCUACCACAGCUUCUCAGAAGAAGUUGCCAUCCUUGACAGCCAUUUCGGGAGGCUUGGUCUGGGCAGCAAGGCGUAUGUUAUGAGUAGUCUGGUUAAGUCUCAGAAGUGGCAUGUUUACUCUGCCUCGGCUAAAUCAGCAGACCAUCCACUCUACACUGUGGAAAUGUGCAUGACCGGAUUGGACAAGAAGCUUGCUUCAGUCUUCUACAAGAGCCAGCACAACUCAGCAUCCAAGAUGACCAUCGCUUCGGGUAUUAGUAAUAUUCUCCCUGGCUCUGAGAUAUGUGAUUUUCAGUUUGACCCUUGCGGAUACUCCAUGAAUGCCAUCGAAGGACCUGCGAUGUCUACAAUUCACGUCACGCCGGAAGAUGGUUUCAGCUAUGCAAGCUUUGAAGCAAUGGGUUAUGACCCUGAAGCAGUCAACAUGAGCCAACUGAUUGCAAGAGUUUUGGCAUGUUUCCAACCUAGGGAACUCUCUGUUGCGAUUCAUGCAGACAGUGAGGGAUAUUUAUUGGGAUCUGGCUUUGAUAUAGCAGGUUAUGUCAGCGGGGCCAAAAGCUAUCAGGAGCUUGGAAAUGGGGGUAGCUUGGUUUUCCAGAGUUUCAGGAUCAGUGAUUGUGGGUCGCCAAGAUCUAUUCUUAAGGGUUGCUGGGAAGGAGGAGAAGAGGAACUGGCAAAUGCUUGAACUGCAUUGCAUGUAUAUGCUGACUUGCAUAUUGUCUUUGGUAGGGUUUCUUUUGGGAAUUAUCCUAUGCAGGUUAUCACUGAAACUCUUUAUAUCAUGGAAAUAUAACUCUGUACAGUGUUUACCAGCAUUUGAAUUGGUGAAUUGAAACUAGACUAGCAAGCUCAUGUCUGAGUGGGAAAUGAUUUUUGUUGCUGCUAUAGGUUCUUUCUUUUCAUUGGUGAUCAUGGUGGAUUAGCAUUGUGGCAAGAUAAGUGUUCAUCCUGUUGAUCUUGUGUUUUACGGUAUGGUGUUAUCUUCUUCAUUCACUCAUAUGGCAAAAAAUUCAGCUAGUUAAGUUACUGCAGAAUGGCACGGAUAAUGCACAAUCACCAUCAGCAUUGUGUCUAUAUGGAUUUAUCUUUGUCUCUCUGUUCUAUGAUGGUUCCUUCUCCGUUCGGGAAAAGCACUAUAAGAAAACUGUAUGAUGAUCAAUAGCAGUUAACACAUUAUGGUGUGAAAGGGAAUGAACAUGAAUUGGCAUCAGAUCAUUUUCCAACAUGGCACACCCUAAGAAGCACCAAAAUCUCAAACCCACCCUACUUCCUCUCUGAAUGCACGUAUGGACACAGGUUGAUUUCUGAUGUUCAAAAACCUCAUCCAGUUAGUAACAACCAUGCUGCGAGAGAUUCUUCCACUUUAGUUUGUAGUGAAAUUAAGAACCAACUGGAAUGAUGGACCGAUCAAAUGGUUUGUGGCUGAAGUUACAAUCCUGAAAUUCUAUGCUGAAUGAGAUUUGGAUUCUUGUGGGCAAGGCUGUAGUUUAGGUUUGUUAAAAUUCUGAAAAGUUUGGUGCAGAACAAAGGUUUAUAUCAUUUGCUUAUGAUGGCCUGCACGCUGAGAUCAUUUAAACAGGUGACUCAGACUCGUCCAUGAAUUGGCUCCUUGGCCAACAAUUGGACAUUUUGGCUGUUACCAGUUUUGUGUAGAUCCCAUGACAUCUGCUAUUCAGCAGUUCCAUUCUCAUCAGAUAUCUGAAUUCAAUGACAAUCUCAACAUCUAGUUCAGAUUCUGCUGGGCUCCAUGACCAAAUAAUCCCACUUUAUGAUCAUUCCCACACUUUAAUUGCCUUU